Molecule: messenger RNA, 2454 nt
Organism: Orussus abietinus
Lineage: Eukaryota; Metazoa; Arthropoda; Insecta; Hymenoptera; Orussidae
Exons: 6
Coding region: 158-2146 (662 amino acids)
Biological process (GO): triglyceride biosynthetic process
Cellular component (GO): plasma membrane
Molecular function (GO): long-chain-alcohol O-fatty-acyltransferase activity; diacylglycerol O-acyltransferase activity
Source: RefSeq, a predicted model, not a curated record
GGUGAAGUAGCUCGCCAGUAACUCUGGUUCUGUGGUACUUAUAUCGUCCCCGGUCGUCGAGUCCUGGAUUUUCGCGUAAUUUCGCAGUAGUCGGUCGGAAAAAAGAGUACCCAGGGUAUCCAGGUCAAGGAUUCUUGUCCGAGGAGAGGUCCUCGACAUGGACAUCCCCGGGCUGUCGUACGUCUUCAACGCCGGAUUCACCCUGGUCGUCGCCGCCUUCCUCGUGCCCGCUCUGCUCGUCAGUUAUCCCGUGGUGAAAUGGUCGCGGAAAUGUUGGAUCCGCCUGGUGGAGUCGAAGUACCCAAAUCGGACAGUCGUGAGAGAGAACAGCAUCAGGACUAUCCUGGACCAGGGGAGAAACCAGGCCGUCUACACGCUGCUGCUUCGAGGAAGGUCCCUCGGCGAGGGUAUUCGAGGACACCUGUUGCACCUGACCUCGACGAAGCCGUUCCUGCGAUGUGCCCUGAACACGAAAUGGGGCCUCUACACCUGGGAGAGCCUCGAAGAGUUCUCGGUGGACAAUCACCUGAUAAAUUCGCCGUGCACCUACCGAGGCCGACCUGUCACGGAAUUGAACAUUCAGGACCUCGUGAGCGACAUAACGUCCAAGUUCCUUUCUCCAAACCACUCACCCUGGCAGGUGCACCUGAUAACCUGCCUGCAGAACGGAGUGGAGAGUCAAGUGUGCCUGGUACGGGCGCACCACGUUCUCCUGCGGCAGGAGCAGCUAACCCUGGGGGACUUCCUGCCCCUGAAGUCCACCUCGGAGCCCUGGGCCUGCCAGGCGAGCGAAUCCCCCUUCUGCAACCUCUAUUCGGCACCCUCGGCCCUGCCGCACCUGCACCAGAAGCUCACCGAGAGCUUCAGCAACAACUGGAACGAGUUCCUCUGCAACAACGACCCGACCGAGCGGCCGGAGAUCCUGAAGAAGCCGAUCGGCCUCUUCCAGUGUCUGAAGAUCGGCACGAUAGUGCUUUUGGCGAGCCUAAGAGAGAUCACGAAGACCUCCGGCAGGGUGGAGGGCUUCUGGCCGGUCUUCUGGUACUCGGUGGUCCAGCGCGAGGCCCGGAGACGCAACUUCGACGUCGAGGUCAUCCUCUGGGCGGCCCUGCGAGCCUUGAACCCCCUGGAGGUGUUCCACUGUGCGUUGCGCUGGCUCUGGUACCUCGCGGUGACCCUGACCCUGAAGACGCCCAUCCUGAUCCUGCGGGAGAUCAAGGCUCUCGGCUCGGCCCAGAAGCACCAUUACCCCGAGACCUUGACCUCGGUCCUCGCCUGUUACCUUCCUCUCAUCUUCCAAGCCACGAUGGAGGUCCUCUCCAUCGUCGGGAUCGUCGUCAAGGCGCCCGCGGCCAUCCUGGGCGAGCUCGUCUUCAGCCACUCCAGGAAUAGCAACCUGAGAACCAUCACCCCCUGCGGCAGGAAAAUCGUAUCUUGGUCGGAGAAGGUCGAUGUCGAGGUCGUCAGGAUGAUUUCUAACGUCACAGCGGCAUCCGAAGCGGACGUCCUUCUCGCCGCGGUUGUCGGGUCCUUGAAAGAGUAUUACCGACACAGAGGACUCCAACCUCCGCAGGAUAUCCUGGCCACGGCCAAGUUUGUCAGCCAGAGGGCACUUUAUGUCAAGAAUCACGAAGCCAGAGGACUACUGUGCGUCGCUCUGCCCACCAGGACCCCGCUUUUCGACGACGACCUCAUUGAGAUCCUUCAGGUGAUCCAGAGAAAUAUCCAAGAAGCCAGGUCCAAGCAGAGCGCGAUUUAUGCCAUCACAGCCUCGGAGUCCUCUCGCAGACUCCUGUCCUCCUGCUUGCCAUCCUUGCUUAUCAAGCUCGUCCUUAAUUAUCUGACCAGCAGGUAUUCCUUAUUACUGACCCACGUGGAUGGCGAUUCGCCGGUGGAGGGUGUGGACGAUGCCAUUUAUUGGAGACCUUUCCAAGGAAAUUCCAGCAUGUCGCUCACCUUGCACAGGCAUGGAAAGGAAAUUCGUCUCGGGAUUAUGGUGGACGUUAUGUUAAGUCAUCACGCCGUUAUCACGAGGAUGUUCCCGAAGGUCCUGCAACACAUGGCUCAGAUUGUUGGAGUCCCCAGAAGUCUCAGCAGAAGUCCCAGCCCGGAUGAAACCAGUCCCGCCAUCUCGCCAGGACUUUAAUCCUUACCAGGACCCUUAUCACUGUCAUAAAUUUUGCAACUCGAUAAUAAGGAUCGGAUGCGUCCUGAUCGAUGCACCUUUUUUUACGGUAACAAUCGACGCGGUAGUACACCAGCGGUCAUCCUUGGAUUUUACAUCGAGUAACCGGGUGAUGGCCGGAUACUCUACGAGGUCUCAACCAGAAGAAACGAGAGAAGGAGCCGACGACAAGACUGGACAAUUUGUUAAUAUUCUUUUAAACGUGCUCAAAAAUGUAUGUACUUGCGGUACCUGAGGUAUAAUAAACUGUAAAAUAAUUAAUGUAAUAA